AUGGCGACGGGAAUUCCGGAUUAUUCGGAGAGUUUGUUGAUGAAAUGCAGCUUCCGCGAGUUCGCUUGGUGGUGGCUGGGGAUCCCAGGGUUCCGAAGCGCGAAGAACGGAGCCGACGGAGCCCCGAUCCAAGGCGCUCCAGGUGGUUUCACGGUGCGAGGCUGGAAGUUGAACGUCACGGGCACAGGCUUCGCCCCUCCCAAGAGUCAAGGCGCCGAAACCUUCGUAGAGGUCAUGGUCUGUGGCCGACCAUGUGAAGUGGUGCGGCAACCUGGGGUGACUACACCGGAGGUUUUGACUGCCACGGCGGAAGCUGCCAUUGCUGGGAACUUGGGGGUCUUGUGGGUAUUGACAGCUUUGAUCAUUUGGAAAGUGCCCUUCACCAAUGUGGAUUGGGAAGCCUACAUGGCCGAGGUGGAUGCGGUUCUGCGCGGAGAGUUUGACUAUCGCAACAUUUCUGGCCCCACUGGACCCAUUGCAUAUCCUGCCGGCUUUUGUUGGUUCUACGGCGCUUUCAAGCAACUGAAUUUGGACCUGACGACUGUACAGGUCAUAUUUGCUGGCUUUUCACUGGCAAACAUGGUUAUACUGAUGAAGAUCUACCAAUUGGCAAAGACACCAUUGUGGGUUUUCGCCUUGUGCAUUUUGUCAAAGCGAUGUCACUCAAUCUUCGUGCUUCGACUCUUCAAUGACGCCAUCGCGCAAGUUUUCUGCCAUGGGGCUCUGCUGUUGAUGCUUCAAGGUCGUUAUCGAGCAUCAUCCUUGAGCUAUUCCUUGGCAGUGAGUGUCAAGAUGCAGCCGCUGCUGGUGUGUCCAGUGGUGGGCCUUUCUUUGGUGCUACACGGCUGGCGGCGAGCCAUCUCGUGUAUCACCACCAUGUUGGCUCUGCAGAUCUUUCUGGCCUUGCCCUUUCUACAGGCCAAUGCUCCAGCCUAUCUACGAUAUGCCUUUGGAGGUCCAGGUGCCUUGCAGCACGCUUGGUCCGUGAACUGGCAAUUCCUGCCAGAGGAAUAUUUCGCAAGUCCACGAUUUGUUGUGCUGCUCCUUGUGGUACAUUUGGCCUUGCUGCUGUGGUUUGCACAGGUGCGUUGGAUUCCUGGAGGUUUCUUGAGCAGGAGCAUACGCCAAUGGCAGGUUCCCGAAGGAUAUCAGCUGGAUCAACAGCAGCUGGUGGCAAUGUGGUUCACAUGUAAUUUCAUUGGCGUGGCCUGCCUCCGCACCAUGCACUUCCAGUUCCUGAUUUGGUAUUUCCACAGUGUGCCCUUUCUCAGUUGGUUCGCCCUUUCUCAGCAAACGUCGUUGGUUUCGCGCUUCCUUCUGGUGUGCUUGAUCACCCUGAUGGUGGAAGCAUCCUUCAAUCUGACCACUUUCGGAGAGGUGAGUGGACCCGAUGGCCGCAGAUGGACCACCAAGGGCGUGCCCAGCAAAUACGGAAGUCUUUUGCUGCAGGCGGCGCACCUGCUGCUUAUGGCCCUUCUGAUUCCGCAGGGGGGCGCAGCGCGGGUGGGUAAGACUUUGAGCAAGGGGGUUUCCACUUUCAGCAGUGAACCUUCAAGUACUGGUAGAGAACUAGAGAACAGCUGUUUGACCUUCCACAGAGGUAGCUGUGUGGGUGAUGAGAUCGUCGUCCUACCUGCGGCUCGUGUGCUGACCCGCAAUGCGGGCACUGUGAGCGAUGCGCCGUUGUGCUUCCACGGUGUGGGCGAGAACCACUACGAGGUCAAACUGAAUUUCGAUGCCGCGUUUGUGGUUCAAAAAAGGAUAAAGAUUGAUGUGAGAUUAGUGUUGGAUGCAGCUGAGAAACCUAUCAAUUUCUGGCUGGAGUUGGGAUCCUUCGAGGGUCACUCGGCCAUUUUUGCAAGUCGAGGACUCCUGAAGUAUGGCCUUCAUGCUUCGGUGGUCUCAGUCGAUACCUUCUUGGGUGACACUUUUACUCUAUGGCACGGCAGGCUUAAGACUCAGAACCGUUCUGAGGGCCGGCGAAGGAGCUGGCUGAACGAUCUGAGACCAGAUGGCAGCAUCACCAUUUUUGAUCGCUUCAAGAGUCAUGUUCGACACAAUGGAAUGCAAUCAUGUAUCCUGCCAAUCCCAACCACGACCAUUGUAGGCUUGAAAUUGGUCGAGUCCUUGGCUAAAGAGCAGUUGAUCCUGCUGGUGGCCACCCUGACAGUUGCCGAUGGCUUCACGCUUUCGGGUGGAAACUUCGAUGCCUCUGCCAGUACUGGAGCUUUUCAAACAGGCAGCGGCGCCAUUUCCCUGAAUGGCCCGACUCUGAGCACUUUACAUCGUAUGGUACACAGGAGAGACAGGCGUGUUUUAGAAACAUAG
Molecule: messenger RNA, 2328 nt
Organism: Cladocopium goreaui
Lineage: Eukaryota; Dinophyceae; Suessiales; Symbiodiniaceae
Source: the annotation of a GenBank genome assembly